AUGAGAAGCUGGAGGAGGCGGAGGCUCCGCCCCUCGCCUUGUCCGGCCGAUUCUGUCUUCUCUCUCUCUCUCUCUCUCUCUCUCUUUCUCUCUCUGGUUGCCCACCUCCCGCCCACGCCCUCUACCCCGCUUCCGGCCGCCGCGCCCUGCCACCGGGAGCCCUUCUUCCUUCCAUUUCCUCUCGUUUCCAGUCCUUCUCGGUGCGUUGCCAUGGCUGCCGCCGUUGGCACUUGGGCGUUCUCGAUGCCGGCGGUGCGCAAGCUGGGCUUGAUGCUCAAGAAGGGGGCUGGGUCUACGGACUCCCUGCAGGCGGCGAUGGAAGAAAUUGAGAACAGUGAGGAAACUGGGCAAUACAUAGUUGGACGAGGAGGCUACCCAAAUAGAGAUGGUCUGGUCCAGUGUGAUGCAGCUAUCAUGGAAGGUACCCCUGGUCGAUUUGGAGCAGUGGCAGCCUUACAUGGAAUUGGAACUCCCAUUGCUGUGGCUCGAAAAGUCAUGGAUAAUUCUGUUCAUAGUCUGCUUGUGGGAGAUGGGGCCAUAGCUUUUGCAAGAGAAGAAGGUUUCAUCGUAGAAGAAAAUGAACAUAUGCUAAGUAAGCACGGUGCAGAUGCUUAUCAGGAAUAUUUGGGGAAAAGGGCAAGCCAGGCUGGGCAUGAUACCCUAGGUCUCAUUGCCUUGGAUACUCAUGGAAACAUAACUGUUGGUGUAUCUACGUCAGGGUCUCCCUUUAAGUAUCCUGGAAGAGUGGGGGAUUCUCCCUUGCCAGGGUGUGGUCUAUAUGCAGAUUAUCUGGUUGGGGCAGCAGCAGCAACUGGGGAAGGAGACAAGAUCAUGUGUUUUUGUCCUUGCUUUCAUGUUAUUCUCUUAAUGAAGCAGGGUUUAUCUCCCAAGGAAGCAUGUGAAUCUGUCCUUAAACAUAUAACUAAUCAAGUGGGACAUGAAAAUAUGUUUGAACUUGGAAUUAUUGCAAUGAACAUAAAGGGAGAAACUGGAGCUGCUUCAUCAGUUCAGUUCACCUAUUGUGUCUGGUCUCAGGAAAAUGAUUCCAUUGAACAGUUAAUACAACCAGCUUUCCAACCAUGAAAAAUACUAUCAGGCAUUUUAUUUUUACUCUUCAUUCAUUAGCCUAUCGAUUAGUUAAAUUCAUCUAGUUAAAUAUAGAAUAAAUGGAUGUUGAAUUUGUCUUUUUCCAUUAAGUAUAUUCCCACAUACUCAUUUCAGACCUCCAUGAUUUUAUAGGUGCUUCACUUCUUUGUUUUCAUGGCUUUCAUUUUUCAAAGCUAGUUUUG
Molecule: messenger RNA, 1289 nt
Organism: Dromiciops gliroides (monito del monte)
Lineage: Eukaryota; Metazoa; Chordata; Mammalia; Microbiotheria; Microbiotheriidae
Product: N(4)-(Beta-N-acetylglucosaminyl)-L-asparaginase-like
Exons: 10
Coding region: 1-1083 (360 amino acids)
Biological process (GO): protein deglycosylation
Molecular function (GO): N4-(beta-N-acetylglucosaminyl)-L-asparaginase activity
Source: RefSeq, a predicted model, not a curated record